Molecule: messenger RNA, 4971 nt
Organism: Sphaerodactylus townsendi
Lineage: Eukaryota; Metazoa; Chordata; Lepidosauria; Squamata; Sphaerodactylidae
Gene: MYO9B
Product: myosin IXB
Exons: 29
Coding region: 320-4960 (1546 amino acids)
Biological process (GO): intracellular signal transduction
Cellular component (GO): myosin complex
Molecular function (GO): protein binding; GTPase activator activity; microfilament motor activity
Source: RefSeq, a predicted model, not a curated record
CCGUGACAUCACGGGAGGAGGGCCCCGCUUGUGGCUGCGGGAGGAGGGAGAGGCCGGGCGGGGCUGCGCUGCCCGCCCCGCGCCCCCGUCUCAGUUGUAACUCCCUGACAAGACGUACCUUUAUUAUGUACCGUGGCUGAUCGAUCCAGUGUGAAAGAGAAGUUGAAGUGUAAUGCAGGAGCUUUGGGCUCCAGCAUCCUAGCUGUGUCCACCCGCCCACUCCAUGAUGACUUCUUUCUUUGUGGGAUUCUUACUCUGCCGAAGGUAACAGAACCCAGCGCAGCGAGCUGGGCCGGCAUGCCGAGGCAGGGCGUGUGCCAUGAUGAGUUUAAAAGAUGCCGGCGGUGCCGUGUGCCAAGUUGGGGCGGCCUAUAACCUCCACAUUUACCCCCAGCUCUCGACGGAAAGCGUCUCCUGCUGCCAGGUGACAGCCACGAAGGAUGCCACCACCACGGAGGUCAUCGAGGAUGCCGUCGGCGCCUUGAAACUGGACCCGUCGAAGCAUUACGUGCUGGUGGAGGUGAAGGAAUCCGGGGGGGAAGAGUGGGUGCUGGACGGGAGCGACUCCCCCGUCCACCGGGUCUUGCUGUGGCCUCGUCGGGCCCAGGACGAGCACCCCCAGCGAGAGGGCUACUAUUUCCUUUUGCAAGAGAGGAACACCGAUGGCACCAUCAAGUACUUCCACAUGCAGCUGUCCUCGGAGGGGGAGCAGCGGCAGGAGGAGGCGGCGGCGGCGGCCCGGCGGCUGGUGGAGCGGGGCUUCCUGCCCUGGCAGCAGGAAGACUUCGACGACCUCUGCAACCUGCCCAGCCUGACGGAGGCGACGCUGCUGGAGAACCUCCAGCGUCGCUUCCUCAAGCAGAAGAUCUACACCUACGUGGGCAGCAUCCUCAUCGCCAUCAACCCCUUCCAGUUCCUGCCCAUCUACAACCCCAAGUACGUCCAGUUGUACGAGAACCACCAGCUGGGGAAGCUGGAGCCGCACAUCUUCGCCAUUGCCGACGUGGCCUACCACGCCAUGCUCAAGAAGCGCGUCAACCAAUGCAUCGUCAUCUCUGGGGAAAGCGGGUCCGGGAAGACGCAGAGCACCAACUUCCUGAUCCACUGCCUGACGGCCCUGAGCCAGAAGGGCUAUGCCAGCGGGGUGGAGAGGACCAUUUUGGGAGCCGGGCCAGUGCUGGAGGCUUUCGGGAACGCAAAGACAGCCCACAAUAACAACUCCAGCCGAUUUGGGAAAUUUAUCCAGGUCAACUAUUUGGAGAACGGCAUUGUCCGGGGGGCCGUCGUCGAAAAAUAUUUGCUUGAAAAAUCUCGAUUGGUCUCUUGGGAAAAGAACGAAAGGAAUUACCACGUGUUUUACUAUUUGCUGCUCGGUGCCAGCGAAGAGGAGCGCAAGGAAUUCCACCUCAAGCAGCCCAAAGAUUACUUCUACCUCAACCAGCAUAACUUGAAAAUCGAAGACGGAGAAGACCUGCAACAUGACUUCGAGCGGCUGAAGCAAGCCAUGGAGAUGGUGGGGUUCCUUCCGGCAACCAGGAAGCAAAUUUUUUCAGUCCUGUCUGCUAUUCUUUACCUGGGAAACGUCACCUACAAGAAGAAGGCGGCUGGUCGGGAUGAAGGGCUGGAAGUGGGCCCCCCGGAAGUGCUGGACAUCCUGUCUCAGCUUCUGAAGGUGAAACGCGAAAUCUUGGUGGAAGUGUUGACGAAGAGAAAAACGGUGACCGCAAACGACAAGCUUAUCCUGCCCUACAGUCUGAACGAAGCUGUUACUGCCCGCGACUCCAUGGCCAAAUCGAUGUAUAGCGCGCUCUUCGACUGGAUAGUUCUGCGAAUUAACCACGCGCUCCUCAACAAGAAGGACAUGGAGGAGUCUGUCACGUGCUUGUCCAUCGGGGUCCUCGAUAUCUUCGGCUUUGAAGACUUCAAAACCAACAGUUUUGAGCAGUUCUGCAUCAAUUACGCCAACGAGCAGCUGCAGUAUUAUUUCAAUCAACAUAUCUUCAAACUUGAACAGGAGGAGUAUCAGAGCGAAGGCAUUGAAUGGCACAACAUCUCCUACACUGACAACGUGGCCUGCAUCCACCUAAUCAGCAAGAAACCCACCGGCCUAUUUUACCUCCUGGAUGAAGAAAGCAACUUCCCUCAUGCCACCAGCCAGACGCUUUUGGCAAAAUUCAAACAGCAGCACGAGGACAACCGGUUCUUCAUCGGGACCCCGGUCCUGGAACCCGCCUUCAUCAUCCAGCACUUUGCAGGCAAAGUGAAAUACCAGAUCAAGGACUUUCGGGAGAAGAACAUGGAUUACAUGCGGCCGGACAUUGUGGCCUUGCUGCGGGGCAGCGACAGCGCCUACGUCCGCGAGCUCAUUGGAAUGGACCCCGUGGCUGUCUUCCGCUGGGCCACCCUGCGUGCCGCAGUCCAAGCCAUGGCGGUCUUUGCAGAAGCCGGGCGCCAGAGAGCUCAGAAGACCGCUGGAGUGGUGCGCCAUGGGCCACGGGUCCCUCUUGGAGAACUGCAGCAAGCCAACAUCCCGGUCGAAAGAGCUUACCGCUGCUCAGUGCUUGAUUUCUCAUUUGAUUGCUCUGAGGAUUUUGAUAUAAGCGCUUUCGAAGACAUCCUAGCCUCGUAUGAAAGCAAGAAGAAGAGUAGAGGGGCCAAGCAAAAACAGCUCAUCCCAAAGAACCUGCUGGAUUCCAAGUCCUUGAAGCUGAUUGUGAGUAUGACGUUGCACGACCGGACCACGAAAUCCUUGCUGCACCUACACAAGAAGAAGAAACCGCCUAGCAUCAGUGCUCAGUUCCAGACUUCCCUUAACAAGCUCCUGGAGGCCCUGGGGAAAGCUGAACCAUUUUUUAUCCGUUGCAUCCGCUCCAAUUCAGAGAAGAGGGAACUUUUCUUUGAUGAAAGUUUGGUGCUCCAGCAGCUGAGAUACACCGGGAUGCUGGAAACCGUGAGAAUCCGGCAGUCUGGCUACAGUGCCAAAUUUACCUUCCAGGAUUUCAUAGACCAGUUCCAAGUUCUGCUACCCAAGAACACCAAAACGUCCAAAGAGGAGAUUUCUGUUCUGCUGACCAAGUUGGAACUGGACACCGGCAGCUAUCAGAUAGGAAAGACCAAGGUGUUCAUGAAGGAAGCCACACGGCAGGUGCUCCAGGACACUCUGCACAAGGAAGUCAUCCGGAAGAUUGUCCUCCUCCAGAGCUGGCUCCGGAUGGGGCUGGAGAGGAGACGCUUCCUUCGGAUGCGCCAGGCAGCUGUCUGUUUGCAGGCUUGCUGGCGAUCGCACCGUGUCUGGAGGGAGAGGGAGAACGCUGUGAUCUGCAUCCAGUCGGCUUGGCGUGGGUACAAGGAGUGGAAAUCUUACCAGCAGCAGAGGAAACGGAUUUGCCUCCUUCAGGCUGUGGUCAGGGGAUACCUGCAGCGCAAGCGAUUUCAUCAAAUGUUGGCCGAGGAGCAAAAAAAGGAAGCUGAGCAGCAUGGUCAUGCUGAGCAAGAGAACCGGCUGAGCCGGACGGAGGAACCGGCCCAGGAUCAGGAAGCUGCGGAAGCUACGGUGCCGCCGAGUCAGAGCGCCAGACUGGUGGUUGAGGAUGGGGCUGAGAACGAGCUGGCGGAAAAACAAGCGCUUCUCCCCCAGAAAAGCACAGCCAGCAGUCGGGAGAAGCGGGAAUCCCGCCGGCAGAGGGGCUUGGAGCACAACGAGUUGCAGAACAAGCACGUGGUGUUUGCUUUGGAGGGCCAGGCAGGAGACCUUAGCAGGGAAGGCAGCCCAUUUCGACAGGAGGAGGAGGCAGCGGAGGAAGGCCGAGAGCCCAAGAGGGAGGCGGUUUCAUCCGAACUUUCUCCCACGGACUCAGCUGUAGGGGGCUCACAAGUGGCUGGGGAGCCCCCCCUUCCUUUGGACAAUGGCACCCCGGUUUCGAAAUCCCCUUCCGGAUCACAGCAGGAAGAGGCGGGAGCGGCCAGCGUGGACACAAACGGGCUGGGGAGACCAGAAGGCCACAAGAGCCAGAUCCGGAGCAGCCAAAGCUUCACGUGUCCCGAGCGGCCCUCGGAACUGGCCCUGAACCUUCAAAACCACCUGACCACCAGCAAGAGCUUCCGGGCCCCUGCCGAGCCGGCCGGCGACCGGCCGGGGACUCAGAAGGAACUGGGCAGCCCCACCUCCUUCCAGAUCCAGCGGUACCAGGACGACCUCGAGAAGCUGCGGGACAAGCGGGAGCGCUGGAAAGGGAAGCGGUGCCUCGGUGGCGGACAGAGCGACAGCCUCAGCCAGUCCCUGGAGGAGAGAAGCGGCGCCAGCCCGACUCACCCUCCGCAGCUCACAAGGAAAGAGACCGCUUCUUCUUUGGAUGACCUUCACCAACUUUCCCAUCCCAUCCUCACAAGCCAGCAGUCUCUGGACACCUCAGACAGCGACAGGAGCACCAAGAAGCAGCUCGUGUUGAGAAGGGCUGGGGAGCUGCCUGCCGCCCUUGACGUGCCUGCCCCACCAGCCGAUGCCAAGUCUGCUUUCAAGAUCCCCUUGAGGAGGCUCCUAGGGAAGAAGGCGGAGAAAAAGGCUUUCAAGGAGAACUCCGACGCGGCGGAGGAGAGUGAGGCCAUCUCGCUUUCAAGUGUGUCGGCAGUUGAGGAAAAGGCAGCAGAAGCUACUUCUCGGCAUCUGAAUCACCCCCAAGAUGAGGAACGUCCCGUAAAGGAAACAGGCAAAGCCAAAAGAACCCGCACCCUUAAGAUCAGCAAAGCCAAGACAGCGCCUGAGAAAUGGCGGGCACCUUUCUUGCGAGAGAUCGCCAAUGCCAACGAGCUGAAGUACUUGGAUGACUUCCUCUUAAACAAGAUCAACGAUCUCCAUUCCCAGAAGUCUGCGGGUGAAUGCUUGUUUUUCGAGGCCACCGAAAAGUUCAGAGGGAACAUCAAAACCAUGUAUUCUGCCCCUGUGAGUAACUUCACCGUGUGAAUGAAGUGGGG